Molecule: messenger RNA, 1011 nt
Organism: Gastrolobium bilobum
Lineage: Eukaryota; Viridiplantae; Streptophyta; Magnoliopsida; Fabales; Fabaceae
Exons: 2
Coding region: 1-1011 (336 amino acids)
Source: RefSeq, a predicted model, not a curated record
AUGAUGAAGGGAAGAGAAACCAAAACAGCACCCUCUGCAGAUCUUUUAGUAUGUUUCCCUUCUCGAGCUCAUCAUCUUACUCUAAUGCCUAAGCCCAUUUGCAGCCCAGCCCGGCCUUCAGAGCCCAACAAACGACACCGCCACCACCACCGUAAGAAAUCAAUCUCUAGAGGCAGUGGUGGUGGUGGUGGCGGCGGCCAAGCUAGCCCUCUGCUAUGGACCAAGACCAAGUCAAUGGGCUACGAGAUUGCUGAACCAACCUCUCCAAAAGUAACUUGUGCUGGACAAAUCAAGGUGAGGCCAAAGGCCACUUCUUGCAGGAGCUGGCAAUCAGUGAUGGAAGAGAUAGAGAAAAUCCAUAAUGACAAGAAACAGAGGAAGCGUCUCAACUGGGCAGAGUCUCUCGGUUUCAAGAAGGAGGUAAUGCAGUUCUUGACUUGUUUACGAAGCAUAAGGUUCGACCUGAGGUGCUUUGGAUCCUUCUCUGGAACCGAUAUCACCACGGAAGAAGACGAAGAGGAUGAGGAUAUUGAUGAAGAAGAAAACGAUAACGAAGCAUCGAGAACUGUGUUUUCCAAAUGGUUCAUGGUGUUGCAAGAGGAGGAUCAAAAUAAUGGGCUUCACAGAGAGGGCAAGGAUAAGGUAAGAGAUGAUGGAUCAAUUGGCGAGCCCAGUGUCCCUCCUCCGAAUGCAUUAUUGCUCAUGCGUUGUAGGUCUGCUCCAGCAAAAAGUUUGUUCAGAGAGAUCGAAGAUGAUAAUCAUGAAGAAAAGGAAAAAGAAGAGAAGAAUGCACACAAAGAAGAAAAAGCUCAGGUACAGGUACAGGUACAGGUAAAGAAAGGGCAGAGUUUAAAGUCGUUAAUGGAGGAAGAGAAGAGAAAGAAUGAGAACUUGGUGAUGAUGCGAUGCCACUCUGAUUUUUAUGGCAUUUCUUCUGAUAUUGCCAAAGAGACAUGGAUUGUUGGCGGGCUAAGAGAUCUCAUGUCAAGGAGUCGAAGUUGGAAAAGAUGA